GGGCCCUCCUCGGCUUCCGUCCCAGAUGAUCCCUCCCCGAAGCUGCCACCGCCUCCUUCUUCUCCCGGGGCUGGAGCCACCCCCUCGGUCAGUGGCGUAGCCGGACUCUGUAUCGGGGCCAGCCAGAUAGGGGCGGAGGUCCUGAGCCCUGUCUCGACUCGAGCGGGGGGCCAUGGAGAAAGCGGCCCGAGGCGCUUUCCACACCGACUAACGCAGGCCCGUUGCGGCUGCAGGCGCCAUGGACCGAGCCCCCACUGACCAGAAUGUCAAGCUCUCAGCUGAGGUAGAGCCAUUUAUUCCCCAGAAGAAGAAUCCUGAUACAUUUAUGAUCCCGAUGGCACUCCCAAAUGAUAAUGGAAAUGUUUCUGGUGUAGAACCAACUCCAAUUCCCAGCUACCUGAUUACUUGUUAUCCAUUUGUGCAGGAAAACCAGUCCAAUAGACAAUUUCCGUUAUAUAACAAUGAUAUACGAUGGCAACAGCCCAAUCCAAACCCUGCUGGACCAUACCUUGCCUACCCCAUUAUAUCUGCUCAGCCACCUGUUUCUACAGAGUAUACAUAUUAUCAGCUGAUGCCAGCACCAUGUGCCCAAGUUAUGGGAUUCUAUCAUCCUUUUCCUACACCUUACUCCAACACCUUUCAGGCUGCAAAUACUGUAAAUACUAUAACCACAGAGUGCACUGAGCGUCCAAAUCAGCUUGGACAGGUCUUCCCAUUGUCCAGUCAUCGAAGCAGAAACAGUAACAGAGGACCAGUUGUACCAAAACAACAGCUUUUACAACAGCACAUAAAAAGCAAAAGGCCACUGGUGAAAAAUGUAGCUACUCAGAAAGAGACAAAUGCAGCAGGUCCUGAUAAUCGAUCAAAAAUUGUGCUUCUGGUAGAUGCUUCACAGCAAACUGAUUUCCCGUCGGAUAUUGCUAACAAAUCUCUCUCAGAGAGCUCUGCCACAAUGCUCUGGAAGUCCAAAGGCAGGAGGAGAAGAGCGUCCCACCCUACUGCUGAAUCCUCUAGUGAGCAGGGGGCUAGUGAAGCUGACAUUGACAGUGAUAGUGGCUACUGCAGUCCCAAACACAGCAACAACCAGCCUGCAGCAGGGGCUUUGAGAAAUCCCGAUUCUAGCACCAUGAAUCAUGUGGAAUCAUCUAUAUGUACAGGUAGUGUAAAUUGGUCCAAUGUAACAUGCCAGGCAACUCAGAAAAAACCUUGGAUGGAAAAAAAUCAGACGUUUUCUAGAGGUGGAAGGCAGACUGAACAAAGAAAUAAUUCACAGGUUGGAUUCAGAUGCCGAGGACAUAGUACUUCCUCAGAAAGAAGACAGAAUUUGCAAAAGAGACAAGAUAAUAAGCAAUUAAACGCCAGUCAGUCUCAUAGAGGCGACUCAAAUUCUGAAUCUUUAUAUUUUGAGGAUGAAGAUGGAUUUCAAGAACUAAAUGAGAAUGGAAAUGCUAAAGAUGAGACUAUUCAACAGAAACUUUCUUCAAAAGUAUUGGAUGAUUUACCUGAAAACUCACCAAUCAAUAUAGUUCAGACUCCAAUUCCCAUUACCACCUCAGUUCCUAAACGUGCAAAAAGUCAGAAGAAGAAAGCUUUAGCGGCGGCCCUUGCCACAGCUCAAGAAUAUUCAGAAAUAAGUAUGGAGCAAAAAAAACUACAGGAAGCUUUAUCAAAGGCAGCUGGAAAAAAAAAUAAAACCCCUGUGCAGCUAGAUUUGGGGGAUAUGUUAGCAGCUCUGGAAAAACAACAACAAGCGAUGAAAGCACGGCAGAUUACUAAUACCAGACCUCUGGCAUAUACAGUGGUUACUGCAGCUUCUUUUCACACUAAAGACUCUACUAACAGAAAACCUUUAACCAAAAGUCAGCCCUGUUUGACAUCCUUUAAUUCUUUGGACAUUACUUCCUCUAAAGCAAAGAAAGGAAAAGAGAAGGAAAUUGCAAAACUAAAACGGCCCACAGCACUUAAAAAGGUUAUUUUGAAAGAAAGAGAGGAAAAGAAGGGCCGUUUAACUGUGGACCACAACCUUUUGGGAUCUGAGGAACCAGUAGAAAUGCACUUAGAUUUUAUUGAUGAUUUGCCACAGGAGACUGUUUCCCAGGAAGAUGCUGGACUGAGCAUGCCCAGUGAUACUUCACUUUCUCCAGCAAGUCAGAACUCUCCAUACUGUAUGACACCUGUGUCACAAGGCUCUCCGGCUAGUUCUGGGAUAGGCAGUCCGAUGGCAUCUUCAACAAUAACCAAAAUCCACAGCAAAAGAUUUAGAGAAUACUGUAAUCAGGUUCUUUGUAAAGAGAUUGAUGAAUGUGUGACUCUUCUUCUUCAAGAGCUUGUCAGUUUUCAGGAACGCAUCUACCAAAAAGAUCCUGUGAGAGCAAAAGCAAGGAGACGGCUGGUUAUGGGCCUAAGGGAGGUUACUAAACAUAUGAAGUUAAAUAAGAUCAAGUGUGUUAUAAUUUCUCCAAAUUGUGAAAAAAUCCAGUCAAAAGGUGGCCUGGAUGAGGCUCUCUAUAAUGUUAUAGCCAUGGCACGGGAACAAGAAAUUCCUUUUGUGUUUGCCCUUGGAAGAAAAGCUCUAGGACGCUGUGUGAACAAGCUGGUUCCUGUUAGCGUAGUGGGAAUCUUCAACUACUUUGGUGCUGAGAGUCUGUUUAAUCAGUUGGUAGAGCUCACUGAGGAAGCCAGGAAAGCAUAUAAAGAGAUGGUUGCGGCAAUGGAACAAGAGCAGGCGGAGGAAGCCUUGAAGAACGUGAAAAAGGCGCCACACCACAUGGGGCACUCUCGGAACCCCUCUGCAGCAAGCGCCAUUUCUUUCUGCAGUGUCAUUUCUGAACCCAUUUCUGAAGUAAAUGAAAAGGAAUAUGAAACAAAUUGGAGAAACAUGGUGGAAACCUCAGAUGGGCUGGAAACAUCAGAAAAUGAGAGAGAGGUUUCCAGUAAGCAUAGCGCAUCUGAAAAGCCCAGGAAACUUCCGUCUGACGCAGCCCCUGUUGGUAAGCAGCCAUCAUUGCUGGCUGCAGGCAGUACUACCUCAGCUGCAAACCCUGGGAGAUCAACAGUGAGCGAUAAAGAGGAAGUGAAGCCAGAUGACCUGGAAUGGGCCUCCCAGCAGAGUACAGAGACUGGUUCUUUGGAUGGCAGUUGCCGAGAUCUCUUGAAUUCCUCCAUCACCAGCACCACCAGCACUCUUGUCCCUGGCAUGCUCGAAGAAGAGGAUGAUGAAGAUGAGGAAGAGGAGGAAGAUUAUACUCAUGAACCCAUAUCUGUAGAAGUACAGCUCAAUAGUAGAAUUGAGUCGUGGGUCUCUGAGACCCAGAGAACAAUGGAGACUCUUCAGCUUGGAAAAACCCUUAAUGGUUCUGAGGAAGACCAUGCAGAGCAGAGUGGAGAAGAGGAGGCAGAAGCACCUGAAGUGCUAGAACCAGGGAUAGAUGGGGAGGCCUGGACUGCUGACCACCAAGCAAGUCAGGAGCAGCAGAAGGCUAGCAGCUGCAGCUCGCUGAACAACGAGCCCUCUGAUCUCAGUUAUCCGCCCCCAGGUCUGUAACUCAGGAAAUGUCCACUGUCUGUAAGAGUUGCAGCCAUUCUCUUUUAUGCUUCAUCUCAACGUUUUGCACUGUCCAGUAUUUAAUAUAUGUAUUUAAUUUCUGACAAAUAUUUUUUGUAGCUGUCUUUUACUUGUUUUACUAUAAUCUGUAGCUUAGAUUUUAAUUAGCAUCUAAGUGUCUUUCUAAGAGCUGUGUGGAAAUUCAAUUGUUUGAGCUUAUGUUGUUAUGGAAAAUAAUGAUUAAAAUAGAAGACGACUAGGUUUAAAAAAAAUAAAUUUAAAAUGCCUAUUUAGAGUCAUUUUGAAAGUUAAAGAUCGAUAGGAGCACUUACCAAUGUUUCAAGACUAUGCCUCCUUCACUCUAAUUUGAUCAAAAGUUGUUUGGGCUUCUUUAAAAAAGAACUGGAGGUAGAUUUGGAAAACUGAAAAA
This is a messenger RNA of Zalophus californianus (California sea lion), 3974 nucleotides long. RefSeq names its product SECIS binding protein 2 like (gene SECISBP2L). Gene Ontology annotation, biological process: selenocysteine incorporation. Bases 239 to 3544 code for a protein of 1101 amino acids. The record is from RefSeq and is a predicted model, not a curated record. The transcript is spliced from 18 exons. NCBI's taxonomy places the organism in Eukaryota, Metazoa, Chordata, Mammalia, Carnivora, Otariidae. Gene Ontology annotation, molecular function: mRNA 3'-UTR binding; selenocysteine insertion sequence binding; ribonucleoprotein complex binding. Gene Ontology annotation, cellular component: ribonucleoprotein complex.